Messenger RNA from Brassica oleracea var. oleracea, 894 nucleotides. RefSeq lists its product as uncharacterized. The transcript is spliced from 3 exons. Bases 1 to 894 code for a protein of 297 amino acids. The record is from RefSeq and is a predicted model, not a curated record. Lineage: Eukaryota; Viridiplantae; Streptophyta; Magnoliopsida; Brassicales; Brassicaceae.
AUGGCAGCCUCUGGAGCUAUCAGCUCUGUGGUAAUAGGUGCAAUUUCAGUCAUGGCUGAACUGCUAGAAGCAAUCUCAGUCGAUGCUUAUUUGGCGGGUAGAGUAGUUGAUUUGGUGUCAUUGGCUAUUGGAAUAGAUGGGAGCACCACAAAUGAUUCUGGAUGGGCAGAGGCUUGUGCUAGUGAUUUUGGAUACGAGAAAAAGCAUAAGAGUUUUGUAGAUCUUCUCCGUUUCAGUUCUGGGUUUGGUUGGGAUGCAGACACGAAGAACUUCACUGCUCCAAAUGAAAUAUGGGAAGAAUAUUUGAAGGGUCAUAAAAAACAUAAAUACUUACGUGAUGAUACAUUUGAAGAUUUUGAAGACCUAGAGAAGAUAUGUGGAAAAAAUAUUGCAAAAGGAAAUAAUACAGUUGGCUUAGGCGAUACUACAGAUGCCCGCACUUAUACAACAGGAGAUAAUGAAUGGGAAUAUCAAGGAGGAUCUCCUCAAAUGAUCGGAGAUCACGAGGAUGAUGAUGAUGAUACUGAUGGUAUAGAACAAGCUCCAUCUUUGAGACAGAAGAAUGUGAUAGAAAAGCUCCCCAUAAGAAAGAGAGCUAGGACUGAAGUAUAUACUGUGGAGAAAAUUUCUGAGGAGAUAAGUGCUGUUACUGGAACAACCAACCAAAUAGUCAGUAUGAUACAACAAAGAUGGCAAAAAGAAGCUGAAGAAAAAGAAGCUGAGGAAAAAGUUGGUACUGUGUGGGAUGCUAUUAAGGAAAAUCAUGAUUUAGAAGAGAAUGACCGUUUUGAUGCGAUGGACUUAGUUCACCAGUCUGGAAUGAAAGUUUCAUUCAUAAGUAUGACUAAGGAGGAACGUUUUAGAUGGAUUAAACGUAGUUUACGUAAGCCAUGA